CUGUCAAGGGCAAGGACACCCUAGUCUUUCAUUCCGCCCUCAGCCAGGUCGCCCCUUUUCUUCUCUUGUCAAUUGUUGUGGCUGGCGCAUUGGUGGUCAACUCCACUGCUGUGCGUGGUGGUUUUAGAUGCGUUUACGCACCGGGAUUCACUGGAGAUGGUUUUGCUGGGGGCACUGGAUGUCUUAAAUGUGAGAUUGCUGGACUCGAGUCAUUAUUUAUAUUCACUGCCUUACAUUCCAAUACAACAAACAAACAAAAAGAAAGCUUGUAGCAAUGAUCCUCAAGAUGAGAAUGACGUAGGGUGCUAUAAGGGGAGGUUUUGCAGAAAAAGAAUGGUUAUUCUUGCUGAUACAAUCUUGCCUAAGAUUGAAAGUAACAAGUUUCCUGAGAUUGUGGAUCCAACAUGUGCAGACAACAUGUGCAGCAAUAGCAGAAUAGAGCCUAAACUAGAGGAAAGAAGUUUGAAGGUGAUUGUGUUGAAGGCAACCGGACAAGCAAUCAAAAAAGUUGUAGCUGCUAUUGGAAUUAUCAAGGAAAAGAAGAAAGGAAAAGAAUGCGAAUGAAGCUCGGGAUGAUGAUUUGUAUUGUCCUUUUUUUUUUUGCUUUGGAUGUCUUGUUAGAUUUGUUGUUUGGAUUAUGACUUGUUGACCUUUGUAUUUUGCAUAUUAUAUGACUUGUUGUUUGGAUAUUGUUUAUUUGUGUAUGAAUAUGAUGUGUUUAAUUU
Molecule: messenger RNA, 725 nt
Organism: Zingiber officinale
Lineage: Eukaryota; Viridiplantae; Streptophyta; Magnoliopsida; Zingiberales; Zingiberaceae
Exons: 5
Coding region: 157-564 (135 amino acids)
Source: RefSeq, a predicted model, not a curated record